AUGCGGCUCUUGCUCGUCAACGAUGACGGACCCCCGUCGUCCGUCUCGCCCUAUUUCGCUCCCUUUGUCGACGCCCUGAACGAGGCUGGCCACACAACCGUCGUCGUGAUCCCUGACCGACCGCUGUCCUGGAUUGGCAAAGCUCACGCGGUCGGCAAAACCCUCACCGCCGCGAGCAGGUGCCCGGCCUCCUUCGCCGACAGGACCUGCGACGUCCCCGGCUGUGACGACGCCGACGACCGCACCCACCGCUGGCUUGUCGUCGACGGCCUCCCCGCCAGCUGUGCCCAGAUCGGCCUGUUCCAUGCCGGCUUCGAUCCCGCCGACUUCGACCUCGUUGUCUCGGGCCCCAAUCACGGUCCCAACGUGAGCACUGUCUACGCCCUAGGCAGCGGCACCGUCGGCGGCGCCAUGGAGGCUGCGCAGUGCGGAAGGAAGGCCGUGGCCCUCAGCUUCGGCAGCAAGGAUGCGCAGCCUGGUGAAGUUAUCCGCGCCGCCUGCGUCCGCGCCGCCGCGCUCGUGGGCGACCUCGCGCGGGACUGGCACCCGGAUGUCGACGUGUACAGCGUCAACGUGCCCAUGGUCGCCGACAUCGCAGAUCGGCCGGUGAGACUGACCACCACGGCGCGCGGCCGCUGGGUCACGGGGGGCCUGUUCAGCCCCGCGCCCGCCGAUCCUGAGAAGCUGGCGGCCUCACGUGUCUACCAGUUUCGGUGGGCGCCGCAGCUGGCCGACAUCAAGCGCCAGGCCGAGGAGAGCCCCGAGGGCGAGGACCUGUGGGCGUCACUCAAUGGCGUCAUCAGUGUUGCCCCCUUGAAAGCGAGCUUCACGGCUGUCGACGUGCAGAAGUGA
This is a messenger RNA of Colletotrichum higginsianum IMI 349063, 852 nucleotides long. Its product is annotated as TTL domain-containing protein. The record is from RefSeq and is a predicted model, not a curated record. NCBI's taxonomy places the organism in Eukaryota, Fungi, Ascomycota, Sordariomycetes, Glomerellales, Glomerellaceae. The transcript has 2 exons. Gene Ontology annotation, cellular component: P-body. Bases 1 to 852 code for a protein of 283 amino acids. Gene Ontology annotation, molecular function: hydrolase activity.